This is a messenger RNA of Drosophila biarmipes, 1338 nucleotides long. RefSeq lists its product as uncharacterized. The transcript is spliced from 3 exons. NCBI's taxonomy places the organism in Eukaryota, Metazoa, Arthropoda, Insecta, Diptera, Drosophilidae. The coding region runs from base 111 to 1289 and encodes 392 amino acids. The record is from RefSeq and is a predicted model, not a curated record.
AAUAAAUUCACUUGGUUUCAUUCAUUUGACACAAGCACACCUUGCCUUCUCUUUCACAUUUUAUUCAGUGAAUCCUUAAAAUUGCUAAUUUGUUGUAGCUCUUGUGGAAAAUGUUGAAGCUAAAUUUGGUGGUAAUUUUGGGGUUUUGUUGGUUCUUCAAUACGUUUCCCGUGGAGAAAAGUCUGGCGUUUGCUUUUCCGGGGAAUAAACGAAACAGGACUUUGGUAGAAACAACCGAUGAGUUGGACAAAAAAUUGGCAGUGGAUUCAGAUGGCGUGUUUGGACUCUUUGGAAAACCCAUGCCAAUGGUGGCAACGAAGCUUCCCGAAGAAGUAGACACAGCCAAGGCAGUUUUUACUGGGCCUCAGCCUAAAUGGAACAGAAUGACGACGUCUUUGGUAGACUCGCACAUUCAGGAAGGCGACCUCUAUAACUUGGCUAAAAAAUUGGCAGUGAAAUCGAAGCCAAAGUCGGGCUUGGGCCAUCGACUCCUUGGAAACCACCGGUCCAUUUUGACACCGAGGGUUAGAGACGGCGUGGGGACAACCCAAAAGGAUUUUCCCCGCCCACCUGCCAAUAGGAGGUUUCCUAACUUUUGGAAAAAUGCUCGAGAAAAGGAAGGGACCGGAAGCGGGGAGAGCGAAGAUAAAAUAGUAGAAGACGCACCGGAUCAACGUGCAAGAAAACAACCUGGUUUCCGGGGAAAGGGCGUCCACAAGAAGACAGGCGACGGCCAAUUCGAGGGCUACGAAGUCAAGGAAAUGACUCUCCAAGUGCCCAACAUGCAGACCGAUCGGCUCGGAAACUGGGUCUACAACCAGUGGGGCGCGACGUACGGCCACCAGUUCAUGGACACGCGGUUCGCCAAGGGCAAGGACGAGAAGCACCAGGCGGUUCGCUACCGCGUCGACCAGGAGCCCCUCCACAAGUACGACCCCAACCCCGACGUGCUGAGCACCGUGUGCCUGGGCAGGUCCACCAUCUACAACUACCCGAAGGUCUUCUGGUGGCUCAACCGGAUGAUCCACAACGUCUCCUUCGAUCACCGCACCAUCUGGAUGGAGCUGCGGCGCGAACUCUACGUCUACGGCAGGUCGGAGGAGUGCCACACGACCAACUUCACGGACUUCCGCGACUUCCAGGAGUGCACCCUGCGGCGGAACCAGCGCAUGGAGUACAUGAUCCCGCAGUAUCCGCUCCAGCAGGUCGGCUACAGGAAGUACUACCACAAGAAGCAGGCGGCGGGCGGAGCGGCGGAAGACGAGGAUGACUUCGAGGACGACUUUUAAGUGCCACUGUGUUUUACCCGAUGACAAAUAUAAAGGAUUAAGAAGCAGA